GGCUCCGCCAGCUCGGGAGAGGGAGGGGGCGUGGCUUCCCGGCAGGGCGGGUGGCCGCGCCUCAGUCCCGCCCCCAUCCGCAGCUGCCUCCGCGCGCCAAAAUCAAACCCCAGGACCCGCCGGCUGGAGAACCUGCUGCGGCGGGAGCUCAGCUUGCGCGUCAGGUCACGUUCGGCAGUGGCGCGAGCCCCAGCGCGCGCACCUGUGGCCACUUCCCAGCCCUCCCUGCUUGCGCUCCGGGCCGCCGCGAGACCAGAAUGGCCACCCCGCCGAAGAGGAGCUGCCCGUCUCCCGCGACCGGCUCUGAGGGGACCCGCAUCAAGAAAAUUGCCAUCGAAGGCAACAUCGCUUCAGGGAAGACAACAUUCGUGAAUAUCCUUAAACAGGUCUGUGAGGAUUGGGAAGUGGUUCCUGAACCUGUUGCCAGGUGGUGCAGUGUUCAGAAUGCUCAAGGAGAUUGUGAGGAACUGACGACAUCUCAGGAAAGUGGCGGAAAUGUUCUUCAGAUGAUGUAUGAGAAACCUGAACGAUGGUCUUUUACCUUCCAGUCAUAUGCCUGCCUCAGUCGAAUACGAGCCCAGCUUGCCUGUCUUGACGGCAAGCUCAAAGACACAGAGAAACCUGUAUUAUUUUUUGAGCGAUCUAUAUAUAGUGACAGGUAUGUCUUUGCAUCUAAUCUGUAUGAAUCUGACUGCAUGAAUGAAACAGAGUGGACAAUUUAUCAAGACUGGCAUGACUGGAUGAAUCAACAGUUUGGCCAAAGCCUUGAACUAGAUGGAAUCAUUUAUCUUCGAGCCACUCCAGAGAAAUGCUUGAAUAGAAUAUAUUUACGGGGAAGAAAUGAAGAACAAGGCAUUCCUCUUGAAUAUUUAGAGAAGCUUCACUAUAAGCAUGAGAGCUGGCUACUGCAUAGAACACUGAAAACCAACUUUGAUUUUCUACAAGAAAUCCCUAUCUUAACAUUGGAUAUUAAUGAAGACUUUAAAGACAAACAUGAUGGUCUGAUUGAAAAGGUCAAAGAAUUUUUGAGCACUUUGUGAUUUUGCUGAAGACUACAGGCAGCCAAAUGAUUCCAGAUACUUCAGCUUUGAGUAUCUUCGUAGCUCAGUAUUCAUACAAGUCUCUAGAAAACCCAGGUUUUUUACCAUUUUUGUUCCAAGAAAAAAAUUGUUUUGAUGAAUUCUAUGUAAAAGUUUAUGACCUGUUUCUUUUCUUUUUUGCCUUAAAAAAAAAUAAGACAUCUAAUUAUCUCUCACAACAAAAGGUCUGGAGGUAGAUGGUUCCAGAGUAAGUACUGCCUAAACUACAUCACAAAGGACCCAGCCUCCUCCUGUCUUUCCCCCUAUUAUUCUCCUCAGCAGGUUGGCUUCCCUCUCCCCUCACCAGUUUCUUAACUGGGAACUUUAAUGUUACAGAGUAAAUGGUAAUGUUCCCAGUGUAAAUUAAUGUACCUAUUACAAGCUGAAAAGUGGAAUUUAAGGAACCCCUAUAAAAGGAUUAUGAAGUUUUAAA
Molecule: messenger RNA, 1512 nt
Organism: Lutra lutra (Eurasian river otter)
Lineage: Eukaryota; Metazoa; Chordata; Mammalia; Carnivora; Mustelidae
Gene: DCK
Product: deoxycytidine kinase
Exons: 7
Coding region: 258-1040 (260 amino acids)
Biological process (GO): nucleobase-containing compound metabolic process
Cellular component (GO): cytoplasm; mitochondrion
Molecular function (GO): deoxycytidine kinase activity; ATP binding
Source: RefSeq, a predicted model, not a curated record